AUGCUGAUUGUAGAUGAUUAUACGGAUGAAACAGGCAAGGGAAAGAAGCCUGUUACCACUCAAGCUUUACCAUUUCAUAAACUUUUGAGUCAGGCCGAUGCGAUAGAUUGGACACUGAUGGCUCUUGGUACCUUGGGUUCCAUCGUCCACGGCAUUGCCCAACCUGUUGGGUAUAUGCUGCUUGGUAAAGCCCUUAAUGCUUAUGGUAACAACACCAACAAUACUGAAGACAUGGUUGAAGCUCUUAACAAGGUUGUGCCCUAUGUGUGGUAUAUGGCUAUUGCCACAUUUCCUGCUGGAAUACUAGAGAUAGGAUGCUGGAUGUAUGCAAGUGAAAGACAAGUAUCACGUUUAAGAUUAGAAUUUCUAAAAUCUGUCCUCAGCCAGGAGAUUGGGGCAUUUGAUACAGAUUUAACGAGCGGGAAAAUAAUCGGUGGAAUUAGCACCCACAUGUCUAUCAUACAGGACGCAAUUGGAGAAAAGUUAGGACAUUUUAUGGCAUGCUUCGCAACUUUUUUUGGGGGAGUCUUGAUUGCCUUCAUAUCUAGCUGGGAAGUGUCACUUCUAGCAAUAUUCGUUGUCCCAAUGAUUCUUCUAAUUGGAGCCACUUAUACAAAGAAAAUGAAUGCUAUUUCAGCAACAAGGAUGUCAUGCCUGUCAGAAGCCACGGCAAUGGUAGAACAGACGAUUUCCCAUAUCAAAACUGUUUUUGCAUUUGUUGGAGAAAAUUUAGCAAUUAAAUCCUUCACGGAAAGCAUAGAAAGACAACUGGGCAUAAGCAAGAGUGAAGCGCUUAUAAAGGGAAUUGGGACAGGAAUGUUUCAAGCUGUGACCUUCUGUUCAUGGUCUCUUAUUGUAUGGGUCGGAGCUGCUGUUGUAUCAGCCAAGAGAUCAAAGGGAGGAGACGUAAUUGCAGCAGUUAUGAGUAUUCUCUUUGGAGCUAUAUCGCUCACUUACGCUGCACCAGACAUGCAAAUCUUCAAUCAAGCAAAAGCUGCAGGAAAGGAAGUUUUUCAAGUGAUCAAAAGAAAGCCCAUGAUAUAUUCCAACUCUCAAGGGAAGACGGUGGACCAAAUCAAUGGAAGCAUUGAGAUACAUGAUGUGCACUUCUCUUACCCAUCUCGAAAGGAAAUUAUGAUCCUUCAAGGGUUUUCACUGUCAAUCCCAGCAGGAAAGGUGGUAGCAUUUGUAGGAAGUAGUGGCUGUGGCAAGAGCACCAUCAUCUCACUGAUAACAAGAUUUUAUGAUCCCAUAAAAGGUGAAAUUCUCAUUGACAACCACAACAUCAAGGACCUUGAUUUAAAGUCCCUAAGGAGAAACGUAGGACUAGUUUCACAGGAGCCGUCCCUAUUUGCUGGCAACAUCAAAGACAACAUCAAAGCAGGAAAAAUGGAUGCAGAUGAUGAUGAGAUCCAGAAAGCAGCUCAAAUGGCAAAUGCACACUCUUUUAUAUCCCAAUUUCCUGAUCAUUACUCAACUGAGGUAGGAGAAAGGGGCGUCCAAUUAUCAGGUGGACAGAAACAGAGAAUUGCAAUAGCAAGAGCCAUCUUAAAGAAUCCUCCGAUUCUUUUGCUCGACGAGGCCACCAGUGCACUUGAUACGGAAUCAGAAAAACUAGUUCAAGCUGCCCUUGAGAUGGCAAUGCAAGGGAGGACAGUCAUCUUGAUUGCCCACAGAUUAUCAACCAUUGUCAAUGCAGAUAUAAUUGCAGUUGUAGAGAACGGAAAAGUAGCAGAGACAGGAAGGCAUCAGGACUUACUAAACACCAAUGAAUUUUAUCACAGUUUGUUUACCAUGCAAAACAUCGAUACAAGAGCAGAGGAUUCAACUGAAGGAACGGCAAGUACUCAGAAACAGAUUUCAUCUCAACAUUUUGACCAGCCUGAUACGCUUACAGAAAGCUACACAAGUUUCACACUAUCUCCCAAGAAAGAGGAAUCACAGGAAGAAAUGGACAAGUUUAUAUUCCUCAGAAUCUGGUCUGGAUUAAAGAAAAGGGAGAUCAUAAAGAUUUCCAUUGGCUCUUUUGCAGCUGCUUUUGCUGGCAUCUCUAAACCCGUUUUUGGCUACUUCAUCAUCACAAUAGGAGUAGCAUAUUUCAAAGAUCAUCCAAAGCAUCGAGUUGGAAAGUAUUCAAUAAUGUUUUCUACAAUAGGAUUUCUCUCAUUGUUUGCCCACACACUGCAGCAUUACUUCUUUGGUGUGAUUGGGGAGAAGGCCAUGAAAAACCUGAGACAAAAUCUAUAUACAGCUAUAUUACGCAAUGAAUUAGCAUGGUUUGAGAAGCCCGAGAACAGUGUAGGAUCAAUUACUUCAAAAGUUAUCAAUGAAACAUCAACAGUCAAGACCAUCAUUGCGGACCGUAUGUCUGUUAUUGUCCAAUGCAUCUCCUCCAUAGUGAUUGCUACAGCAGUCAGCAUGAAAGUUAACUGGAGAAUGGGUCUGGUAGCUUGGGCAGUGAUGCCAUGCCACUUCAUUGGAGGGAUAAUUCAAGCCAAAUCAGCCAAAGGAUUUUCAAGUGGCAGUACUGCAGCUCACUCGGAACUUGUUGCCCUUGCUUCUGAAUCAGCAACCAACAUAAAAACUGUGGCAUCUUUUUGCCAGGAAGAGCAUGUCAUUCAAAAGGCCAGAGCUACUCUCAAGAAACCAAUGAGAAAAGGCAGGGUAGAAAGCAUUAAGUAUGGAAUCAUUCAAGGUGUAUCCCUUUGCUUGUGGAAUAUUGCUCAUGCUGUUGCAUUGUGGUAUACAACAGUUCUGGUUCGUAAACACCAAGCAAGCUUCGAGAAUAGCAUAAGAUCAUACCAGAUAUUCUCGCUCACAGUACCAUCAAUCACAGAACUAUGGAUGUUGAUACCCACUGUUUUCUCUGCCAUCAGUGUAUUAACACCUGUGUUCCAAACCAUUGACCGACAGACUGAAAUUGAACCAGACUCGCCAAAGGAUUCACCAUGCGAAAGCCUUAAAGGGGAAAUUGAAUUUCGAAAUGUCAAGUUUUGCUACCCCUCGAGACCAGAAAUAACCAUACUUGACAGCUUCAGUUUAAAAAUCGAAGCUGGAUCGAAGGUUGCUCUUGUUGGGCCAAGUGGAGCUGGAAAGUCCUCCGUUUUAGCACUCAUUCUCAGAUUCUAUGAUGCCAACGAAGGACGAGUCCUGAUUGAUGGGAAAAAUAUAAAGCAAUACAACCUAAGAAAUAUAAGGGCACGGAUAGGGCUGGUGCAGCAGGAACCACUUCUCUUUAGUUGCUCUAUAAGAGACAAUAUUUGCUAUGGGUGUGAAGGAGCUUCUGAAGCUGAAAUCAUACAGGUGUCAAGAGAUGCAAACAUACAUGAAGUAGUAAGCAACUUACCCAGCGGAUAUGACACUACGGUAGGGGAAAAGGGAUGUCAACUUUCCGGUGGACAAAAGCAACGAAUAGCCAUUGCAAGGGCCUUACUGAAAAGGCCGGCAAUAAUGCUUCUCGAUGAAGCAACAAGCGCUCUUGAUGCAGAGUCUGAAAGAUCCGUGAUUAAUGCUCUGGAAUCACUAAAAAUGAGCACAACAUAUGUCACAGUUGCACAUAGACUUUCCACAGUAAUCAACUCAGAUGCCAUAAUUGUUAUGGAUAAAGGUAAGGUUGUGGAAAUGGGCAGCCAUUCAACCCUAAUAGCAGCAACUGAGGGAGUUUAUUCGAAACUCACCAGGCUUCAGAGUGUCGGGAGAAAUUGA
Fraxinus pennsylvanica is the source of this 3705-nucleotide messenger RNA. NCBI's taxonomy places the organism in Eukaryota, Viridiplantae, Streptophyta, Magnoliopsida, Lamiales, Oleaceae. The record is from the annotation of a GenBank genome assembly.